AUGGAUAAUGGUCCAUGGUAUUCUAAAAAGGAGGGUAGUCCUCUCAAAUUAUCUAGAAAUGCUUCAAUAACAUCUCCUAGAAGAAUGGAUAAUUCUGAGUUGAAAUUAAUAAGGGAAUACAAUAGUCAGGUUUCAAUUCCUGAUCAUUAAAUACUGUCUUUUGAUCAUUUGUUGGAUGAAAUCAAUUUUGGAAAAUUCUAAUACUGGAUAUAUGGUAUUAUGGCCUUGAUGAGUAUUAGUGAAGGAGCUUAAAUUACUAUAUUUACAUUAAUGGUCCCCAUAUUAAAAAAUGAAUGGCACAUUUCCGAUUCAUUAAAUUCGUUAUAAGCCAGUUUUGUUUUUGUAGGAUAUUUAGUAGGUUCAAUGCUGUCAGGACAAUUGGCUGAUAGAGUUGGCAGAAAGAAACCAUUUCUAAUUAGUUCAUUUUUUACAUGUCUAUUGUCCUUAGGAACCAUCGCAUGCUAAGAAAUUUAUUCACUUUUGAUAGUCAGAGCAUUACUAGGAAUUCUGGUUGGUCUCUUUGCCCCUUGUGGAGUCACAAUGAUCUCAGAGAUUACCCCUGGUCAUUUAAGAGGGAGAUAUAUGGGCUUAAUAACUUUGACAUUUGCUAUAGGUCAACUGUUUGGGUUGUUUGUAGCUGAAUUUACAUUGACAUCAUUGGAUGAAGGUAAUUGGAGAUUACUGACCUUUUGGUGUUGCCUACCAGGAUUCUUGGCUUGGUUUAUUAGUAUAUUUCGGUUGAGGGAGAGUCCUAGGUUUGCUUUGUUAAGUGGAUAGAAGGAUCUAGCUUACAAUAUUAUCUAAGAAAUGAUUAAUUCAAAUCAAGCUUCAAUUCAAUUUAAUGAUGAAAUGAAGAUUAAAUUAUCCAAUUGGACUCAUGCAAUGAAUAGAAUUGCCAAAAAUCAAAAUAAUGCUUCAAUAACAUCACUAUUUGAGAAUAAUAGAUUCUUUCUGACAAUUUUAAUUUGGUUUAAUUGGCUUAUACUUUCAUUUGUUUAUUAUGGAAUCGUACUUUUAUUACCAGACAUAUUGUCACAUAUUGAACAAGGUCAGACUGGAAGAGAUAAGAUAAUUUAAUUAGUAGUAUCCUGCAUUAGUGAUAUUUUGGGUGCUGUAGCAGCUGCUUUCUUUAUUGAAUUAAAAGGGUUUGGAAGAAAGAACUCUUUAAUAAUAUUCUUUACUAUACAAGCCAUAACAGCACUAAUGGGAUUUUAUGAUAUUGAACAUCGUUUUAUAUAUUGGGCAACCGCAUCUAAGUUUUUUCUAUCUAUGACUUUCAUCUUUUCAUUUUAAUAUACAGCUGAAGUAUACCCAACUAAAAUAAGGACAACAGGAAUAGGUAUGGCCAAUGGAAUAGGAAGAUUAGGAGGAGUGAUCAUGCCGUGGAUAUGCAUGUAUAUGAAUAGCCAGAAAUUGCGAAGUCCUUUUGUGUUGUUUUCCGUUCUCUCUGUUAUUACGUCAUUAUCAAAUUGUUUUUUGCCAUUUGAAACCUUAGGAAAAGAAUUGGAAUGA
Paramecium tetraurelia is the source of this 1512-nucleotide messenger RNA. RefSeq lists its product as uncharacterized. Gene Ontology annotation, molecular function: transmembrane transporter activity. The record is from RefSeq and is a predicted model, not a curated record. The transcript has 5 exons. Gene Ontology annotation, cellular component: membrane. Gene Ontology annotation, biological process: transmembrane transport. Lineage: Eukaryota; Ciliophora; Oligohymenophorea; Peniculida; Parameciidae.